AAAAUUUUCGUUUUUCCUGCACUCGCAAAUCGAGCUGAGUAAUUUACGAUAUAUUUUUAUUUCGCGUUCGUUUCGUUCGUUUUGCUAGUGUUAUCUUAAUCUUUAAAUUACAAAAGUACACAAAAGCCAAUGUAUAACUUUUGAAUAACAAUUCCCGUCGCAUUGCUUUCAGUCGCAACAAAAACCCCAACACUUUUCUCGCUGUAAAAACUUGAAACAAGCUCUAAUUUUCUUAAAAUUAAAGGGUGUGCCAAGAACCAAAAGACUGCCAAGUUAUUAGACUUUUUUUUCCUCCUGCGCCUUUCUCAUGCAACUGACGGUAUUUAAGUGAUUUUCCAAUAAAUCCAAGCAUCUUAUUCGCUGCGUUUCUAUUGAAAUAACAAUAGUUUACCACAAAAUUUAACAAAAACGAUGUUAAAAUUUGAUACAAACGUUGAAAACAAGAAUCCCUCAAUUAUGGAAGCAAUGGAUUCGCUGACUUUCAUCAAGGAGGAAGCCACAAGGCCCGACUUAGUAAGUGGCACUGAUUUUAGAUCCAUACCAUUUAUUAACACCGUAUCGGAAAAUCCAUAUGACUCAUCAGACAAUAAUCUUCGAUCGUUUUUGCUUAUGGACGAACAAGAAAACCUUCAAGUUGCAACUCCUGAAUUAUUUUGCAAGCGACUACGUUGUUCCGAUAAUGAUAAGAUCAAAGUAAUUUCAAUAUUUGGCAAUACAGGCGAUGGAAAAUCUCACACAAUGAACAAUGCAUUUUUUUGUGGCCAAGAAGUUUUCAAAACAUCAUCGGAACAGAAUUCUUGUACCAUAGGUGUGUAUGCUGCUAUGCAACAUCAACUUGGUGUUCUUUGUUUGGAUACAGAAGGGCUUUUGGGUACAACUGCAAAAAGCAAUCGACGCAUGAGAAUGUUACUUAAGAUAUUAGCCAUAUCAGAUAUUGUGGUGUAUAGAACACGUUCGGAACGAUUACACAGCGAUAUGUUUGACUUUUUGGGAACAGCUUCAAAGGCAUUUUGUUCCCAUUUUGCCCAAGCUCUACAGUCACUUGCAAUUCCCGGAACAGCUCAAGCAUUAGGACCAGCAGUUAUUGUUUUUCAUGAGACAAGACACACAAAGCCGUUAGGCAGUUCUCUCGAAGAAAGUGCCGAGGAUAAACUUCGUCAGGGUUUUGCUCGUCAAAAUAUUGAAACAAAUGCAUUCAGUUCACUGCGUUAUGUUGGAAUUAAAACUCCCGAUGACCGAUCAACUGAUUUUUCCAAAGUAAUCACAGCAAUUCAAAUGGAAAUUGAAAAUACUUCUGUACGAUCUCCGCGACAGCCCAGUGUAGUCUUUAAGGCAAUGAAGGCUCUUAAUUUGAAAUUCUCUGGUGAGAUUGUCGAAAGGACAAUCAAUCCCUUUCCAGAACAGUAUUUCACUUGUACAGUUCAUUGUGAGUCGUGUAGUCGACGCUGUCAACGUUCCAUGGGUCAUGUAGUUGAUGGGGAAAAUCAUCAAAAUACAGCGCCGUGUAACUAUCAACACCAGUUUGAAAAUAAAGUUCUAUUGUGUCAACAAUGCUAUAAAAAUGGAAGAGAGGUUAUAGUUACAAUUGGUGCUCAAGGACAAAAUGAAAAUUCCCUAUUUGGCUAUGCCAAAUACGCAUGGAAAGGAUCAAUUAUUGAGUGUCCAAAUUGUGGUGAGAUUUAUAGAGAACGUCAGUAUUGGUAUGGCAAUAAGCCACCAGAAGCUAUGGCUGUUAGGUCAGAAAUUGUUCAUGUUUGGAAAGGAGGAAAUGUGCCUGUUAAAGGACCAGUACAUUCUGCCCAAAUGGUUCUUGAUGGAGUUUCAUAUUUAGCAGAAGCUAUCAGUAGUAUAGGUUCAAAACCGACAAAAGCCUUAACCGACUUGCUUGCUGAUACAGUGGCCCCAAGUUAUUGGAAACCAAAUGCAGAAAUUACACACUGUCAUGAAUGUAGAAAAAACUUCGAAAAGACUGGUUUGCGAAAGCACCACUGCCGUGGAUGUGGUGAAGGUUUUUGCAAUGCUUGUAGCCAACAUAAAUUACCAGUUCCAGCUCGUGGUUGGAAUGAUCCAGUUCGAGUGUGCAACGACUGCCGAGAAGAGCUCAGUAAAAACCAAGACUCAGUCAGGGAAAAACCAAGAGAUAACCUAUGUUAUACUACUAAUAAUACAGGGCCACCCAAUGAAGAUGGAGACAUAUUUGUGAGAAAAUAUAGUGAAACAAUCUACAAUACCAUAAGUAGUGUUACAUCCGUACUUGAGUACCCUAAAGAUCUUAUUAAAGAUACCGCUCGCCCUUCAUAUUGGGUACCUGAUUCAGAAUCACCAGCCUGUUCGAUUUGUAAAGUUCAGUUCGGUACUGCUGAAGAGCUACUGCAAAAUGCCAUGACUCCGACCAAAAACGAUUCUAGCCGAAACUCAAAGGAAGUUGGUGACUGCUGGCGCCAUCAUUGUCGAGCAUGUGGACAAGCAGUUUGUGGGAAUUGCUCGGCAACACGUCGACCAGUACCUGAACGGGGAUGGACCUCCGAUGUUCGUGUCUGUGAUGCAUGUUCUUGUGAAGGAAAGUCGAAGUUUGAUUAAAUUUUGUUUGUUCAAAUUUUAAAUUAUGUAUUUGAUUAUCCUUUAACCAAUUUUGGAAUAGUUAUUCUAUUUAUAUGUUAAGGUUUCAUUUUCUCAAGACGAAGCACACUAAUUUUUGUUUUUUGUUUUGUUUUGUUAUUUUCGGAGUAUGCUAAAAUGUGAUAUUGAAUGUAAAAACAAGAUACCCGUAACCAAGUACACUAAAAAAAUACAAAAGAAAAUACAAAUAGAAUAUGUUUGUGUGUGUGGAAAAUGAAUAGAUAUUUAAUAAACUAUGAUACAAAGCACGUCGUUUGUGCAGUUUGUUUUUAAAAAUAAAUAUUA
This is a messenger RNA of Eupeodes corollae, 2904 nucleotides long. Its product is annotated as zinc finger FYVE domain-containing protein 1-like. Bases 412 to 2580 code for a protein of 722 amino acids. The record is from RefSeq and is a predicted model, not a curated record. Gene Ontology annotation, molecular function: metal ion binding. The transcript is spliced from 9 exons. Lineage: Eukaryota; Metazoa; Arthropoda; Insecta; Diptera; Syrphidae.